AUGCGCGUGAAUACGUCUUUGUUGAUUGCUGCUGUAACUUUGGUCUCUGCGCCUGGUUUCCAAUCUGCAUUAAUGGACCCUAAAGAACUCGAAGCUUACAGCAAAUAUUUUGAAGAGAGAAGCGCGGUACCAACGCGUCCUUAUACUCCGACAGUGGACGCAUCCGACGCAUCCGACAGUGACGAGCCUUCAGUUUCUCCAUCGACAGGAGACGCAAGUGACACACUUCAGAAUGACGAGGACAUUCAUGCUAUUCAUAAAUCCAACAAGCAGGUUCUCAACAACGCCUUAGGAAGUGCAGCUGGUAGCGAUGAUCACGCCAAGCUCAAUGCAUUGUAUGCUUUGAGCGAAGAUGACCUCCAUGAUAUCUUGCACAACAUGACCAGUACCAAACCGGGUGUUCCAUCAAAAACAGGACUUGCUUCCACUGUGUCUACCAAAAGCUCAACACCAAUGUCUUCGACAUCCAAUGACAGUGACACCGACGACUAUGCUACCUGGACCAAGUACUACAAGGACGAGAACCUUGGUCCCGUGGAAGACGCAUCUGGAUCUAAUGCUUAUCCAUCCAUUGAAGCAUCACCCACUAAAAACUACAACAUGGACACUGAACAGUUCGAUUAUGACGACGAUGUCCCAGUCACCCACUCGAAGACUAGUAAAAAUGACGACGACCUUGGUUUGGGAGCUGCUGCUGGAGGCGCUACUAUGUAUUCAGCUACUAAGGGUAAAAGUGGUAAAAUUGCGAAUGGUGAUAUCAACAAGUACCCUUCUAGUGCCUCGGAUGAUUCGAGUGAAAACGGCAGUUUGGAUGACUGGUGGCCAAUCUCAAAACAUUCCUCGAAGGGUUCGUACCCGAUGACUGACGGAAGCGACAUGAGUGACCUAUACUCCAAACCGAGCAGUGCGUACAAGCCAAAACCCACCUCCAAAGUGGAUGAUGAUGAUCUAUACACCCCACUUCCGGACGAGUCAACUUCCAAACCCUCGAGCAGUGUAUAUAAGCCAAAACCCACCUCCAAAGUGGAUGAUGAUGAUCUGUACGCCUCACUUCCAGACGAGCCAAUUUCUGGAAAGCCUUCUUCAAAAUCCGCGAGCUUGUACACUGACGGCAGUGACGACGAUUUCGUUUACAAGACACCCGAUAGCAAGAACGUUUCUCCCUACGGCCAGGACCCUACAAUUGGAGGCAAAACUGGUUUAACGAGUCCGUUUGAUGACGAGAAAGAGAAAAAGCUAGAUGAGAUUCUGAAAAGGUUAUCUGAUGAUCAUUCGGAUGACUCAAGCGAGUCCGGAAGCCUCUCCGAUAUGUACCCGCCAAUCAAAACAAACCCACAUACUGCUAACCUUGACGCUUCUACAAUUUCGGCAAACAAGAACAAGCUCGAGGCUGCUGUUGGACCCGCUGCUGCUGCUGGUGGAGGUCUUGGUGUUUUAAACUCCCUUACGAAGAUGGAUCAGAAAGAGUUAGACGCAAUUCUCGAGUCUCUUAGUAAGCCUGGAUCCAUCGACACCAGCGACGAUGGUAGUGACGCACUUGAUUUGUCUUACCUAUCAGAAAAACCGAAGGGUCAAAAGAUGGCGUACACACCGCCUACCGGAUCUAUGAGUGAUCCUUAUAUGGACGAUCUUUUGUCAAUGAGUGACAAGAAACCAAAAGGCCCAACUGUUGCCGAUUUACUCAAGAAAUACCCUAUGCCAGGAUCUCUUGACUCUGAAACUUCAUCAGGAAGUAGCGCUGAUGAUGACAAAUCCGCGGAUACAGAUGCAGACACUCCUGCUCCCACUCCUGCCCCUACUCCUGAACCAGAGAAACCUUGCCAUGUCAGCUGGUGGCGUAAACUUGCAUUCUGGCAUAGUGAGCACAAGUGUUCCGAAAGUCGCCGACUUCGCUUGGAUUUCAACUAA
Plasmopara halstedii is the source of this 1908-nucleotide messenger RNA. RefSeq lists its product as uncharacterized. The transcript has a single exon. The record is from RefSeq and is a predicted model, not a curated record. Lineage: Eukaryota; Oomycota; Peronosporomycetes; Peronosporales; Peronosporaceae. Bases 1 to 1908 code for a protein of 635 amino acids.